Messenger RNA from Theobroma umbraticum, 2546 nucleotides. RefSeq names its product RNA-binding (RRM/RBD/RNP motifs) family protein. Gene Ontology annotation, molecular function: RNA binding. NCBI's taxonomy places the organism in Eukaryota, Viridiplantae, Streptophyta, Magnoliopsida, Malvales, Malvaceae. The record is from RefSeq and is a predicted model, not a curated record. Gene Ontology annotation, cellular component: nucleus.
CUAGUUCUCGUUUUUUCAACCCUAGUCGAAAGCCUUCUCUCUCUAACUCUCACGCACAGACGUGUCUUAGGGUUAGGGUUUUUGAGUUAAGAGUCCCCAAAAAUGCAAGGCAUGGAUCCAACGAAGAAACGGAAGCUGGAUGAAAACGGGAUCGUUUCAACCCAAUCGGAACCCGACCCGAUCACCAAACUAACGCCACAAGACGGCCGCAAACUAAUCGAGCGAUUCUCCGUCGACCAACUCCUCGACAUCCUCCAAGACGCCGUGUCUCGCCACGUGGACGUCCUUGCUGUCGUUCGAUCUGUAGCCGACCAAGACCCGGCUCAACGGAAGCUCUUUAUCCGCGGCUUGGGUUGGGAUACUACCACUGACGGCCUCCGUUCACUCUUUUCCGUCUAUGGGGAACUCGAGGAAGCGGUUGUUAUUCUCGACAAGGCCACUGGGAAGUCAAAAGGGUAUGGAUUCGUUACGUUCAAGCAUGUCGAUGGUGCUUUGCUUGCUCUCAAAGAACCCAGUAAGAAAAUCGACGGGAGAGUCACGGUGACCCAGUUGGCGGCGGCGGGGAAUUCGGGGACUAAUAAUAACCCUGUGGAUGUUCAUAUGAGAAAGAUUUAUGUAGCCAAUGUGCCGUACGAUAUGCCGGCUGAUAAGUUAUUGGGUCAUUUUGCUCAGUAUGGGGAAAUAGAAGAGGGUCCUUUGGGAUUCGAUAAGCAGACGGGGAAAUCAAGGGGAUUUGCUCUUUUUGUUUAUAAGACGGCGGAAGGGGCUCAGGCUUCAUUGGUGGAGCCAGUGAAGAACAUUGAUGGGAGACAAAUGAAUUGUAAGUUGGCUAUUGAAGGGAAAAAGGGGAAGCCAGGACAAGAUGGGAUGAUGCAAAGUGGGGGUGGCGCUCCAGGGAAUGCUGAGAUGGGGAUUGGAGGGCAUGGGGGAGGAUAUGGUGGGCCUGGUGGACCGGCCGGUUUGGCUGGUUACGGUGGGUAUUCUGGUGGGUUGCAAGGGCCGCCGGGUCCAAUGGGGCAGCCUCAUCACUUGAGUUCAUCAGGAGUUGGAGUGGGAGCUUUGACUGGGAGUGGAGGAGGUGCUGGUAGUGGGGGGUAUGCUUCUGGGCUUGGUGGGCUGUAUGGUGGGUACGGUGCUCCUGGUUCAACUGGCUAUGGGUUAAGCGGUGCUGGUGCGGGGAGUGGGUUGACUGGUGCUGGUGGAGGGUCCUCGUUGUAUAGGUUACCGCCAAGUUCUGUCGGGAUGCCAACAGGUGGAUAUCCGGAGAGUGCUCAUUAUAGCUUGUCUUCGUCAUCUGCUUUCCCUAGUCAGCAUCACCAAGGAUCUGGGACAUCCCCUGUGCCAAGAGUUCCACCUGGUGGAAUGUAUCCAAAUGGACCACCUUUCUACUGAGGUUUAUGACAGCUUGUUGGGCGCAGAUGCUUUUUGUGGUUCUGGUGAUUGCGUGAAUGCAGACUAUUUAUACUCUGGCUUGAUGAAUGUAUUAGCUGGGCUUUUUAACAGCCACUUCUCUUGAUCUGAGCCUUUAAGAUGUUUAUUUCUUAGUGCUGGUUGGCAAAACUUGUGAUCUAGACUAGUUUUCUAUGUUUUAUGAGGAACCUAUUUUCCAGUGGGGCCUUUUAGUCAUUAGUAUAGUUUUAAUAAUAUAAGUAGUGACAAAAUCUUUCGCCUAUUUUUUGCUAGUGUCUAUGGUUGUUGCUGUAUCUUCUCUACUUGGAAGUUUAUUUCUAUGUUCUUUGAUAUUGCUAUUCAUGUUAAUUUUUCUAUUAUGUACUCUGAUGGAAUAUAUUAAAAACAAACAUGCAGCUUAGUUAUAUUGAAAUUAAUUGUAGCUUUUUAUUUUGAUAUGUAAAUUAAUGGAUGUAGAUAACCUGCUUCAAAAUAUAUAUAUAUAUAUAUAUAUAUUACUAUCAUUUUUAUUAUAUAAAUGAGUUUUACUGCAUCAGCUAAAUAAUACCCAUUUCCAAUGUAAUUAAUUGCAAUCUUGUUACAACUUUUGCUGUACCUAUCAUAAUAAUGUGUUAAAUUGCCACCAAAGACGUCUACAAGAUUUUUGUGUCAUCAUUUUAUUAUUUAGUGGCAAGAGUUUUUGCUAGUCUUCUUCUGAUGCUUUCUCGAUGUGCUUAUCAUCAAGUGGAGGUGUUUCUGGUUUCCUGAAAUGUGUAUACAAUUGGUGUUGUCGUGUUGUGCUCACAUAACAUGGACUUUUGAGCGGUUCUUGUUUCACUGAAGAAUCUAUUGAUGUGGGAGCAGCAAGUAUCUCAUUAAGUUUGCCGAUGAUUUGUCGCUUAUUUCUUUUAAUUUAGUGUUGCUAAUUGUUGAGUGUUGAUGUACAUAAUUGACAGUUUGAUUGUAUUAUCAUCUGUUUGGCCUUAGUUGGGUUUUGUUGGCUUUGUAAAUGAACUCUUGCUUUGACUUUUCCGAUUCAUUGGUAACAGUUUUACCACCCUUUGCUGCAACUGUCUGUGGUGGCUGUCUUUGUUGGUCACCUUAUUUGUUAUUCGCAGUGGAGUAAUGGACUAUGUGAUCUGUUGUAUUACAUUAAA